AUGCUAAGGUCUAUUGCCAAGGCUAGUUGUAGGCGCCAAUUUUCAGCUUCAUCAAUGGCUUUAAACAAACCAGUUCUCUUUAACGUGCAAGAUACUGCGCGUGUCGUUAGUUUGAAUAGGCCUGGCAAGCUCAAUGCUCUCAAUACCGAAAUGUGUUCAUUAGUCUUCGACACUCUUAAGGAAUAUUCCAAGAGUGAUAGCGCACAUCUAGUUGUUGUUAAGUCUGUGAAUCAUCCAAGAUCGCUUUGUGCAGGUGGUGAUGUAGCCGCUGUAGCUACUCUUAAUAAAGCAGGUCAAUACGAUCAAUCAAUUGACUUUUUCCAACACGAAUAUUCUUUAAAUUUCCAAUUGGCAACUUAUGGUAAACCUAUUGUUGCAUUUAUGGAUGGUAUCACCAUGGGUGGUGGUGUUGGUGUUUCUGUUCAUAAUCCAUUCCGUGUAGCAACAGAAUACACAAAAUUGGCAAUGCCAGAGAUGGACAUUGGUUUUUUCCCCGAUGUCGCAAGUACGUUUGCCCUACCACGUUUGAUCAAUUUGUCUAAUGAAAAUGCACAAUUAGCUCUUUAUUUGGUUUUAACUGGUGAAGUUUUAACAGGUGAAGAAGCUUAUUUACUUGGUAUUGCAUCUCAUUACGUUCCUCAUGAAAAUAUUGAGGAUUUACAAAAUAGAUUAGGUGAGUUAGUUGCACGAGAUGGCCGUUUCAAUGAUGGGUCCUUUUAUGAUACAGUUAAUGAGGCUAUCGAAGAAUUCUCAAGGCCUUUACCAUCUGGUAAACAGUUGUUGAGGUACACAGUAGAUCAACUACGUGUUAUCGAAGCUUGUUUCGACGCUUACAGUUUGACCUCGAUUCAACAGUUGUUACACAAUUUGGAACGUGUAGCUUCAGAUCCAUCAAACUCUGAAGACGCUAGAAAAUUUGCACAAUUCACUUUACAACGUCUAUUGACUAAAUCGCCAACUUCUAUGCAAGUGGCUUUGAGAUUAAUUCAUGAAAAUGGUAGAGAUAACUUGGAAAAUGCUGUUAAAAGAGAUUUAUACACUGCCGCAAACUUCGCUCUAGCUUCACAACAAGGUUCUGCUUUACCGGUAGAAUUUAAUGAAGCCGUCACCCAUAAAUUGAUCAACAAAAAUAAGGAUCCAUAUUCUUGGAAAUACAAACUGGGAGACUUAUCUCCAUCUCAAUUGACAUCACUAGUAUCGCCAAAACCUUCAGUUCCACUUUCUCUCCUAAGAAAUACAAGAAAUAUUACUUAUAAGGAUUAUCCACAUCAUCACAGAUACCAGUUGCCCAAAGAACAACAAAUUUUAGAAUAUGCUGUUGGUGGAGGUGAACAAAAGCCACUUACGAGACGCCAAGUCGUUGAAUAUUUCACCAAUUUUUACGGUCCUUCAAAGGGUAAGGUCGGUACAGAUAUUUUAGUUGAUCUAGUGUUAGCUAAAAACUGUCAAGAAGAUCCUGUUACGGGUCAUCUAACCUCUCUAAAUAGAUCUUGA
This is a messenger RNA of Zygosaccharomyces rouxii, 1494 nucleotides long. It is a transcript of the gene EHD3, whose product is annotated as mitochondrial 37S ribosomal protein mS47. The record is from RefSeq and is a predicted model, not a curated record. The transcript has a single exon. Gene Ontology annotation, biological process: L-valine catabolic process. Lineage: Eukaryota; Fungi; Ascomycota; Saccharomycetes; Saccharomycetales; Saccharomycetaceae. The coding region runs from base 1 to 1494 and encodes 497 amino acids. Gene Ontology annotation, cellular component: mitochondrion. Gene Ontology annotation, molecular function: 3-hydroxyisobutyryl-CoA hydrolase activity.